UCUGAUUCGGGCUAUAUCGACUCCAAGAUCAGCUUAAAGUGGCUCAAGCGUAUAUUUGAUCCCGAGACCAAAAAACGAGCUAACAAGAGACCUCGAAUACUGAUCUGCGACGGCUUCGGGACGCAUGAGUCCCUCGAGAUCCUAGAGUUCUGCUUCGAGAAUAAUAUUCUUCUGUAUCGUCUCCCCUCUCAUACUUCCCACAAGCUCCAGCCUUGUGACGUAGCAGUGUUCGCCCCACUCAAGGAGGCGUAUCGUGCCCAGGUUGAUCGACUAGAGCGAGGAGGGGUGAAUACAAUCGGCAAGCAGCAUUUCAUCUCCCUCUUUAGCCCGGCAAGGGUGACCGCGUUUACGCCGAAGAAUAUCAAGGCCGGCUUCGCUGCAAGCGGCCUGUUCCCCUUCAAUCCGGACAGAGUGCUUAGAAGUAUGCCAAUGCCCCCGGCUGAGCCCGCUCCCGCUGUUCCGAGAGCCGAUAAGAUGACGGUAGGGUCUUGUCGGCAAGAUGUAGAGCUGCCAAUACCUGAGACACCUGUGACACCAGUGUCAGCAGAGGCGCUCAUGUCGCUACAAAACCGCAUCAUCCACCAGGAUGCUCAUGCGCUCGACGAGACGAGUAAACAGAACCUCGAGAGGCACUUAUAGAAAUUUGUCAAAGCUUACCAAACAUCCUCUACCCAGGUCAUCCUC
Molecule: messenger RNA, 684 nt
Organism: Hyaloscypha bicolor E
Lineage: Eukaryota; Fungi; Ascomycota; Leotiomycetes; Helotiales; Hyaloscyphaceae
Product: DDE-domain-containing protein
Exons: 1
Cellular component (GO): nucleus
Molecular function (GO): DNA binding
Source: RefSeq, a predicted model, not a curated record